AUGAAAUAGGAAGAGGAUCAUUUGGUGUGGUCUACCUCUACCAAGAUGAUACUAGGAAGUUUGCAGCUAGGAUACCUUCACCGGGAUGUUAAACCAGAUAAUUUUAGAAAAAGUUCAGACGAUUUGCUAUAUCUUAUUGAUUUUGGGGCAACUGCAAAAUUUGAUGAAUCAAAAGUACACAUCAAUUCAGGUAUUUAAAAUAAAGGCACUAAUUUUACUUCUUCAAUUUACGUACUCAAAGGAUAGUAUGCUCUUUAAAUAGACGAUCUUAUUUCUGUACUUUAUAGCAUUUUGUUUUUGACUGAACCGUUAAAUAUUAAAUGGUAAUAAGAUGAUAAUGUUUAAAAGAUAAUUGAUUUAAAAGGGUAAUUAUCUGAAUCUUGGUUCCAAAGCCUUUUAUGCAAAAAAGUAGCCUAUUUAAUUCAAAAACUUGAUGCAAUCAGAUUACAUGCAGAUGUUACUCAAUCAAUAAAUCCAUGUUACGAUGAAAUCAUUAAAGAAAUUGAAAAUGUUUAUGCAAUAAGACCUUUAUAGGAUGAUGAAGAAUAGGAUCUUGAAAAAGGUCUGCGAAGCAAUCCUUAUGAUUAUGGAAGUUUUGAAGUACAGUAAUAAAAUGAUAUCCCUCCUGAAAAUACUUUUAAAAAAGUUAUAAUAAUGGCUGUAUAAGCAGUAGGAGUAGGCUUAGGAUUUGUAAUUAGUUUUUAAUAGAUCACUAAAAGAUGA
Messenger RNA from Stylonychia lemnae, 723 nucleotides. NCBI's taxonomy places the organism in Eukaryota, Ciliophora, Spirotrichea, Sporadotrichida, Oxytrichidae. The record is from the annotation of a GenBank genome assembly.